This is a messenger RNA of Prorocentrum cordatum, 669 nucleotides long. The record is from the annotation of a GenBank genome assembly. NCBI's taxonomy places the organism in Eukaryota, Dinophyceae, Prorocentrales, Prorocentraceae.
AUGCAGAGGCCUUCCCUCGUCAUUGAGGCGCCCCUCGGCCCGAUCGAGCAAGCCAGCUGGGAAGCCUCGGGCGCCGCCGUGUCCGCCGUCGGCACGCCAUCUGAGCCGUCGAGGCGGCCGAGCCGACGGAGGCGCCUUCCCUCGUCACUGUGGCGCCUCCCAUGCCGCAACGGCUUGCAGCUCGAGGGAGCUUGCGUCUCACAAGCAGCAGUAAGCAGCAGCAGGCGGCCCGUGGAGGAUAAGGGACGAGGGGUAAGUGCAGCAGUGGGAGCUGGAGGAGAACCCCUGCCCGCUGCUGUUGAGCUUCCAAAAGCGACGGGCCUAACGAACCCGUUGGCCCCGCUGCUCAGAGGCCCCCUCCCGACGGCACCACGGCUGGCCCUCCCGCUCCGUUUCUUGCGCACUUUAUCCGCCAGCAGCCCACCUGUUUCCAACGACUCCCUCACACCUACUUUUGUCGUUGUUCGUGCUCGCCGAGGUGGUGUUUCCGACCCUGGUGGACACCAUGGUGCCUCUAUGCUCCAACCGUCACGGCAUGGCUUGUGCUUGCCGUGGCCUUUUCAGGCACCAGUUUCCAACGACUCCCUCACACCUUUUUUGUCGUUGUUCGUGCUCGCCGAGGUGGUGCUUCCCACCCCUGGCGGACACAACGGAGCUUCUACGCUCUAA